UGACUGCAGGGUUCGCGAGAGAGCAUUUUGAAGGAGCAUACUAGAAUCCGGCAGUAGCGGGUUCUAGGCAGAACGGGAUGGAAAGCAUUGCCGUAACAGACGGCAAUCUGGACAGCUUCUACACGAACGUGACAAACGGUAGCGAGAGUCAGGGCAUGGUGGAACAGGGACCGGAGAGUUGGAUCAUUCCAGUCAUCUUUACAGUCAUCUUCUGUGUCGGUGUCUUCGGAAAUGCGCUCGUUAUCGUGGUGCUGUUGCGCACAGGCCGAGAGUUGGAGAACACCACUAACAUCUUCAUCCUCAACCUCAGCAUCGCAGACCUGCUCUUCAUCGUCUUCUGCGUGCCCUUCCAAGCCACGGUGUUUUCCCUACCUGAGUGGGUCUUCGGACUCUUCAUGUGCAAGUUUGUGCACUUCUUUCAAUGCGCUACGAUGCUGGCGUCUGCGUUCAACCUUAUGGCAAUGUCUAUGGACCGCUACAUGGCUAUCGUGCACCCGGUGGACUCUAUCGACUAUCGGAAGCCUCAGAUGGCCUGGGCGGUGGAGCUGGCAAUAUGGGUGCUAGCCAUGGGCACUUCCACGCCAUAUCUUGUCUACUUCAACAUCCAUCAGGACGUUGUCUCAGGAAUCCCGGUGGAUUUCUGCGUAGAACACUGGGACGACCUGGAAUCGCAGCGGCCUGCGUACUUCGCCGGCCUCUUCGUGUUGGGUUACGUGCUGCCAUUGGUGAUCAUCGCCGCUUGCUACUAUCUCGUUGUCCGCGAACUCAACAGCAUGCCCAAAAAGAGCCAAGCCAACAGAUCCAAGAAAAGAGUGACCAAGAUCCUGAUGGUAGUGGUCAUCGUGUUUGGGAUAUGCUGGCUUCCUCAUCAUGUCGUCAACAUGUGGGUAACUUUUGGAGAGUUUCCUUACAAUAUGGCGACGUACGUGGUUAAGUUGCUAUCCAUGUGCAUGGCCUAUGUAAACUCCUGUGUUAACCCUAUCAUUUAUGCCUUCUUGUCGUCUGAGUUCAGACAAGGGGUAGGAGAACUGGCUUGCAGGACAUAGUGUAUCUUUGGGCUUAGUUAUUUUGUUCCAGUCUUUUCUAACAUGAGUAUAUAUGAGUUGAACUUUGAUCAUACGUAGAUCUGAGUAGAAACUCAAUAUACGAGUAUUUUACAUCUCAAUGGACAUAACAGGAGAUACGCCAUUACACGUAGCCAUUUUUCAUGUUUCAUUUGACAUUACCACAUUGCCAAAACGAAUCACCCAAUAUGACCCUGGUGGCGUUAAAUGCAUAUAAAUGUGCUGUGUAUCAUUUAUAAUGUCCGCUGCAUUGACCUUAACUUCCUGUAUUCAAUAUGUAUAUAGAAGAAGCACUGAGAUUCCCCCUUAAAUGUUAUUUGGAGUGCCUGUUUGAAACGUGAUGACUUAUUCUAAUGAGCUCUAUACUAUUCAAGCGAUCUAUAAUUAGAAACACUGAACAUUGUACGAAUGUAUAUUUUUCUAAAUGUUAUGCACCAUUCUUUAUGGUACACCUUGAUAUGUUGCAAUGUACAAAAAAUUGAGCUGUGUAUUUGAUCGUACCUGCUACAG
Messenger RNA from Branchiostoma floridae (Florida lancelet), 1574 nucleotides. RefSeq names its product galanin receptor 2b-like. Gene Ontology annotation, biological process: neuropeptide signaling pathway; adenylate cyclase-modulating G protein-coupled receptor signaling pathway. Bases 78 to 1046 code for a protein of 322 amino acids. Gene Ontology annotation, molecular function: galanin receptor activity. Gene Ontology annotation, cellular component: membrane. Lineage: Eukaryota; Metazoa; Chordata; Leptocardii; Amphioxiformes; Branchiostomatidae. The transcript has a single exon. The record is from RefSeq and is a predicted model, not a curated record.